Molecule: messenger RNA, 4870 nt
Organism: Pipra filicauda (Wire-tailed manakin)
Lineage: Eukaryota; Metazoa; Chordata; Aves; Passeriformes; Pipridae
Gene: TBC1D2
Product: TBC1 domain family member 2
Exons: 15
Coding region: 1451-4246 (931 amino acids)
Source: RefSeq, a predicted model, not a curated record
AGUGUUUCUAAUAUCUAAUCUGAAUCUCCCCUGCCUCAGUUUUAAGGCCAUUUCCUCUUAUCCUCUCCCUGCAGGCACGGCAGAAGAGACUGCCCCCACCUGGCUAUAACCUCCUUUCAGGUGCUUGUAGAGAGGGAUGAAGUCCCCCCGAGCCUCCUUUCUUGAGACUAAACAAACCCAGCUCCCUCAGCCGUUCCUCAUAAGACAUGUCUUCCAGACAUUUCAUGAGCCUUGUAGCUCUUUGCUGGACACUUUCCAGCACCUCAAUGUCCUUUUUGAAGUGAGGGGCCAGAACUGAACUCAGUACUCAAUGUGUGGCCUCACCAAUGCCUGUGCCAGUGCUAGUGUAUAAAGUGACACUGGAAGCAGGAUGAUUCUUUUGCAGCCAGUCUUGGCACUAACCAGUUGAGGAACUCCAGCUGAGACUUUUAAGGCACUUCCAGGCCAGCCUUCACACAGGCCAGUGCUGCCCUGUUGGCACUCUUUCUGUCAUGUUCUGUCACCUCCCUCCAGGUGCAACUGAGGGGCAGAAUGCAGCUCAGCUUUCAGGGAGAGACGGACUUCAUGCAAGCAGUUAUAGCCUUCAUGCUUUUCCCUUUUCCUAGUGGAGCUCAAUUCCAGCAGCACUGAACCUCAGUACAAGAAAGACAAGGAGCUACUGGAAAGGGUCCAGUGGAGGGCCACAGACAUAAUUAGGGGUCUGGAGCCUCUCUCUUAUGGGGAGAGACUGUAAAAAUUGGGCUUUUUUAGUCCAGAGAAGACCGAGAGGGGAUCUCAUCCAUACAUAUAAGUAUCUCAAAGGCAGGUGCCAAGAGGAUGGUGCCAGACUCCUUUUGGUGGUGCCCAGUGAGAGGAUGAGGAGCAAAGGCUAUACACUAAUACAUAAGAAGUUUCAUUUAAACAUGAGGAAGUACUUCUUUACGUUGAGGGUGGCAGAGCCCUGGAACAGGCUGCCCACAGAGGUCUUGGAGUCUCCCUCUCUGGAGACAUUAAAAUCCCACCUGGACAUGUUCUUGUGCAACCUGUUCUAGGUGACUUUGGCCUUGGCAAGGGGUUUGGACAAGAUAAUCUCUAGAGAUCUCUUCCAACCCUAACAAUUCAGUGAUUCUUGUGUGAUUCUGUGAUCCAGUCUAAUAGCCAAAUGCUGAGGCAAGACAAAUUCGGGACAAAUCGGUUUUGGCUAUGGAAAUCUGUAGCUUUUACAUCCUAUAAUCAGCUUCAUGUGUGUUACAGUUUGGCAGUUUAGGCCAGUGGAAAGACAGCCCAUCAGACACCUAGACAGUUCCCUGGCAACGACUGGACCGAAGAAAACCUGGAGCAGAAGCCACUUUUCUGUUGCUGUUGGGUUUGUUGGAGGCUGUGGUUACCUGCUUGGUGGUAUUUGCAGCAGUAGCUCUAUGCCAGCAGACGGUGACUUCCAGGAGCAUCUCUCGGCUUCUCUUAAGGAGAGAUGAAGAAAGGACCAGAAAGCGGAGCAUGUCCCCUUGCAGCUCUAGGAAAUUUAGUGGAGUCAAAUCCAGAUGAUAACAGCAGAAAUGGAGCCUCAGUGAAAGACAAAGAUGUGUUUUCCUCUCCUGGAGAACUGGAAAACAUACAGCUGAAACCUAGCAAAGAAACAUCCAGAAAAAAACUCUGUGGCUAUUUAAAUAAGCUUGGCAUCAAGGGGCCAAUCAAGACCUGGAAGUCUCGCUGGUUCUUUUACGAUGAAAACAAAUGUCACUUACUAUACUACAGAACUGCCCAGGACAUUAACCCUUUGGGGUCUAUCGAGCUCUCCAGCGCCAGCUUUGACUGCAAAAUGGAAAACGGGGAAGGGAUUUUUGAGAUCAGAACACCAAGCAGAGCUUUUACUUUGAAGGCAAUCAGCAAGCAGGCAAUGAUGUACUGGCUGCAGCAGCUGCAAAUGAGACGUUGGGAAUUUUGCAACACUAAGAGCAGAUUUCCUGUGGGCAGCUCCCAGCUUGUGAAUGAACCUCUAGCUGGCAGAACAAAUGCGGUUGACAAUGAUGACUUUCUGCCUUUGGUGAAAACACCAACAGAAGCAGUGGGUUUAAAGGCAGCAUCUUUGCCUGCACCCCAGACAUCUACUGCUUUGCAGAACAUCUCCCUUAAGCACCCUUGGACAGAGAUACAAAACACUGUCUACAAUAUCUGUGGCUCCAAACAGCUCUGGGGGAACAAUGAGAAUGUCUUCAGCUUCGAUGAAUUCCAAGAGCAUCCUUCGAACCUGGAUGAGGAACAAGAGGCAGAAGUGGAGGCAGGGUGUGCAGUUAAGGAAGGAACCCUGGAGGAUGGAAGGAUGGAGUCCAGGCUGAACUGGAUUAGGAAAGCCAGGUGGAUGAACAGUGGCUUCCCAGGCUCACAUGAAGAACUGUCCAGGGAGAGGAACCCAAUGGAUAAAGUGAGUGUUCUACAGCAACAGAUCCUGACGCUGACAGAGGAAGUCAAGUCACAGAAGGAGCUGGUUAAACUUCUCCACAAAGCUCUGGAGGCAGCCCAGCAGGAGAAGCGAGUAUCUAGCAUGUAUCUCACUGCAGCAGAAGAUAAAGACAGGCUGGAGCUGGUGCGCCACAAAGUGAGACAAAUAGCAGAUCUGACUAGUCGACUGGAAGCUCUUGAACAAGAAAAGAAGGAACUGGAGCAGAUACUGACUUUGAGAGACAGCCACAUCCAGGAACUCAAGGAACACGUUCAGCUUCUGAUGGAGAAGAACCACGCCAAACAGGAAGUCAUCAUGGCCUUGACGGAACAGAUGGCCCGAGAGCUCUCUGACCCCCUGCAAGAAGACAACACUGUCACUGCAGAGACGUUGUAUAAGCAGCAGGAGGAGAUUGAGCACCUAAAGGAUGAUAUAGAUGCAUACAAAACCCAGAAUCAGUUUCUCAAUUCGGAGAUCCACCAGGUUACUCGACUCUGGACAAGUGCUGCUGAGAAUGAAAAAGCUCUUCUGAUGAAGUGUGCCUGCCUGCAAGCAAGAAACUGCCAGAUGGAGAGCAAGUACUUGACAGUCUUGCGGAAGCUGCAGGAGGCUGUGCCUGGCCUGCCCAGCUCCCAUGCUGAGUUGGUGAAGAAUCUCAUCCAGGAAUCGCUCCAGUGGGAUGUGAAGGAAGAAGCAGAAGAAGGUUUUAACUUGAACCCUGUAAGUGAGUAUGAUGAGUAUGGGUUUAUGACUGUACCUGACUAUGAAAUUGAGGACUGGAAACUUCUGGCCAAAAUCCAAGCCCUGGAGAUAAAGUCCAACAAACUGCGGAGCCAGGAAAUUGUGGAGAAGCCCCUCCGUGACAGGUGGAACAGCAUUGGAGAGCUGAACCCCUCUGCAGAGUUGAAGAGCCUGAUCCGCAGUGGCAUUCCAGUGGAGCAUCGGCAGCGGGUGUGGAGGUGGAUUGUCAGCCGGCACUGCAGCCGCCUGCCUGACCACUACCAGCGGCUGCUGCAGCAGAGCAGGAGCACCGAGCACCCUGCCUGCCGCCAGAUCGAGCUCGACCUGCCCCGCACGCUCACCAACAACAAGCAUUUCUCCUCUCCCACUUCCCAGCUCAUUCCCAAGCUCCGGAGGGUAUUGUUGGCAUUCUCCUGGCACAAUCCUGCCAUUGGAUACUGCCAGGGACUGAACAGAUUGGCAGCUGUAGCUCUCCUGGUCCUGGAAGAUGAGGAAAGUGCUUUCUGGUGUCUAGUCCAUAUUGUGGAGAACCUAAUGCCAGCAGACUACUACAGUGACACACUGAUAACAUCACAGGUAGAUCAGAGAGUCUUCAAAGACUUCCUGUCCGAGAAGCUGCCUCGCCUCAUGGCUCAUUUUGAGCAGUAUCAGAUUGAUGUGUCACUCAUCACCUUCAACUGGUUUCUGGUGGCCUUUGUGGACAGCCUGGUCAGCGACAUCCUUCUGCAAGUGUGGGAUGCCUUCUUGUAUGAGGGAACUAAGGUCAUUUUCCGCUAUGCUCUUGCGAUUUUUAAAUACAACGAGGAGGAAAUCCUGAGAAUUCAUGACAGUGUGGAGAUCUACCAGUACCUACGGUUUUUCACGAGAAUGAUCGUGGAUGGCAGGAAGCUGAUGAACAUUGCCUUCAAUGACUUAAACCCCUUCCCCAUGAAACUGCUGAGGAACCGUCGGUCAAUGCACAGGGAAGAGCUGGAGGCAGAGCUGUGUGAACUGGAACAGAUCAAGGCAGCCUAUGUAAAAGAAAGAGCAGAGCAAGGGCCUCAGGACCCAAAGGAGGUUGCUAGUGAAGAGGAAGAAGAGAUUUAGCAAAAAUAGGGUUGGCCCUCCCUUCCCUCCUAUCUUGCAGAAGGUCAUCAGUAGUAAGAGAUAGACCAGAGGGGGAAGGGUGGUCACAGCAGGAGCUCAUCUGCCCCAGGAAGCAAGGCUGUAGUUCCUUGACCAUUUGGGGACAAAGUCAGACUUUGUAAUGGAUUGGAAGAUGUCGGAGGAGUUUUAAUCUCUUCUGCACUUCUCCCCAUUCAGCCCACCCUGUCCUGUACAGUUCAGGAUUACAGCUGAGGGUGCAUAGGAAGUAUCGGCUGUUGUACGAUGUGACAGGAAUUGACGUGGUGCAAAAGAUUCAACCAGGCAGGGCUUUUCUGCCGCGACCCGCUGGGGUAAAAGGAUAGGGUCACAGCACUGCAAAUAAGGGUUCUGAGACGGUGGAAGGUCUGGUGGAGCAAUGCCUCGUUUAUUAGGUGGGUAACAACUUAUAUAGGGUUGGAUAAGGGGUGGAACUUGGGCUAGGGAGGAGCAUGGGAUUGACAACCAGGGAAGUAUGGUGAUUGGGCAGCUGGGUCAGGAGAGGAGGGGUUUGGACAUCUCCGGGGGAAAGGACCAAUGGGAGCUACCCCUGCACUGCACCAAAACCUAGCCAAUGGCAGGCAGAGG